Molecule: messenger RNA, 1275 nt
Organism: Thecamonas trahens ATCC 50062
Lineage: Eukaryota; Apusomonadida; Apusomonadidae
Product: TSSC1 protein
Exons: 2
Coding region: 67-1245 (392 amino acids)
Biological process (GO): protein ubiquitination
Molecular function (GO): protein binding
Source: RefSeq, a predicted model, not a curated record
GCACUGGCAGGAGCAGGCGCGGAAGCCCGAGCUGGAGCACUCCUCUGUGUGGGGCGCAAGGUAGGGAUGGAGGCUGGUGAUGAGAGCGUCAUCCAUGGAAUCAACAACACCACCCGGUGCCUGACUCCGCUCGGUGGCGACGAAGGGGCUGAGGCCCAUGUGUGGGCGGUGGGCACCUGCUCGCCGGCAACUGCGGCAAAUGCGGUCCAUCUCGUCCACUACGUGCCAGAGAACGGGACUACAGGGGUAGAGACGGCUUAUACCGUGCCGGAUGGCGCAGAGGUCUGGCGCCUCGCCUCGCAUCCGGGUCAUGCCCACUUGCUGGCAGCUGUGGUGCGUGAUGCCGGCGAGCCUGGUGCGACGGGACGCGGCCUUGUGUACUCCAUGUCGGAUCUUCCGGCCUUUGGAGCCGGUGAUGGUGAUGGUGAUGCUGCGCUGCAGCUGCCCUCGCCCACCUCGCCCUCGGCGCUUCCGCAGCUCGAGCAGACCGGGAGCCUUCCGGGUGGGCCUGGGACAGAGCUCGGUCCCGUUGUCGACGUCCUGAUCUCUGCCCUCGAUGUGACCGACUCGUCUGCGGCGGUGGUGUGUCGGCGCGGCGUAGCGCUGGCGACUCUUGAUCGCGACGGGCUUGCGGCGGCGGUGGCACGCUAUGUGCUGCCGUCUGAUGGCAACGGUGCGACGUGUGGUGCGCGGUCACCGCACGCUAGCGACGAGGUCGCAGUGGCGAUUGGCUCGCGGAUUGUGGGCUACGACGUGCGGGCGCAAAGCGAGGCGUUUGUGCUUGAGGGUGCAGCGGCGCAGGGCGGGGCGGGCAUCUUUUCGCUCGACUUUAACCCGAACAAGUUGUACUGCCUGGCAAGCGGGCACUCGGACGGGAGUGUGGCGUUCUGGGAUGUGCGCAAGGGCGGCGAGCCCGUGGUUCGAAUGCAUGAGCACGCACACUGGGUGUGGGGCCUUGCGUACAACCACUCGUACGAUCAGUUUGUGCUCUCGGGCUCAAGCGACACCCUCGUCAAGCUGUAUUCGGUCUGGUCAGCGUCGUCGGCGUGGGAAGCGUCCGAGGCUGGGCGCGCCGGGCACCCCGUCGAUCACGUGGCAAAGACCUACGAAGAGCACGAUGACUCGGUGUAUGGCCUGGCCUGGUCGCGCGGUGAUGCCUGGACCUUUGCCUCUGUCUCUGGCGACGGGCGGGUGGCCAUCCACGCCGUCCCACAGGAGGCCAAGAUGCAGGCGUUGAUGACCUGAAUGUGGCACAAUGAACAAGUAGCACGAGGA